Saprolegnia diclina VS20 is the source of this 2569-nucleotide messenger RNA. RefSeq lists its product as hypothetical. NCBI's taxonomy places the organism in Eukaryota, Oomycota, Saprolegniomycetes, Saprolegniales, Saprolegniaceae. The transcript has a single exon. The record is from RefSeq and is a predicted model, not a curated record. Bases 17 to 2530 code for a protein of 837 amino acids.
GUCGAGGAGAAGGAGCAUGGCGGUCAAGGACGACCGCUACCAGCGCGCUCUCGAGCGCAUCAAGCCGCGCAGCCCGACGCUCUUGACAGGGGCCUGUCGACUUCCGGCCGUGCAUGUCGAUGGCCGCCCCGCCUACCUGGCGUCUCCGAGCGCGCAGACGAUGGCACCAGGCCGGUACGAAGCCGUCGAGGUCGACCCGGCGUGGCAGGACGAUCUCCAGCGCGCUGUCGCGCCGCUCGUAGCUCACGACGACGUUGGAUUCCGCAUCUCCCUCGGUCAUCUCGUCGUCUCCCCAGUCGACGCACCUCUCGACGCGAUGAAGCCCGGGAAGCGCAGCAAGCGCUUCGGGACCCUUAUCGUCGAGCUUAUUGGCCCCGAGAACGAGACGUGGACCGUUCACUCGAGCGGAAUCUCGCACGCGUGGGCUGCCGGUCCUUUACGCUGGUAUGCCGUCUUUGGCUUCGCGACGCCGUCGGUGCAACACCACGGGUCCCGGACAGGCCGUCGCAUCGCGCUCGUGUACAACCUCGUGGCGCAGCGGGACGGACUGCCACCGACGCCCGUCAAGAACACGGACGCCGUUCGCGCGUUCCAGAAGCUGGCUCGCACGCGUCGUGACGAGGACCCGUGCGUCCUGUACGUGCGCCAAGGAUCCGGAUACAACACGUCGGCCCUCGACGAGGACCUCGUCGACAUCAUUGCGGGCUCGAAAAAGUACGAUAUGGUCGAAGCGCAGACGACCGUCGUCAAAGGCAGCCUCAUCGUGACGCGGGCGACGAGCUUUCGGCGACACUUGCCGAAACUGCUCCUCAACAGCCUCCAGGGCCGCGUUCUCACUCGCUGGUUUGGCGCCGAUCCAGAUGACGAAGCACCACUGUACGUCGUUCUGUGGCCGUGCACAGCGCGUUGGCGUCUUCUGAGUAUCACGAACGUGCUGCAUGCGUUGGCGACGAACCGGGGUCAGCUCCACGGGCUUCUCGAAGGCCCCCGUCGCUCGCCAAAAGACGCACUGCCUCUUCUCGUCAAGGUUCUCGUGGACACGUAUGACAUCUCCCCGAGCAUCCAGGCGCACCUCUGUCGCAUUUUGCUUCGCGAGCCCAGCAAGGCAGCGCUGUGCCUUUUUAUCCGCAACCAGUUUGUGCCCAACGACGACUCGGGUCGCUUCUUCAUGGACGUGCUCGACGUCUGUGGGUGGCUCCCGACCCACGACUCGGUCUCGGUCGCAACUGCCGUCCUCGCGAUGCUGCGACGCUGCCACAAGCACCUCGAGCACAGCGUCAUGAUGCUUGUCGCCCUUACCCAAGUCCCAGUGCACGGUCUCGUAGCUCACGCCGAGUGCAUCCAAGCCGCGUACAACACGUGUGUUGACGUUUUGGCGCGACACGUCGAGACGCCACAGCUCAAGGAAUCGAGCAAGUUCCUCGCCUCAUUCUUGUACCUGGAGCAGUCGGUGCACGCGUCACGAUCAGAGACGGAAGACUCGUGGUUCGAUCGCGGCUUGCCCCCUGCCGAGCCCACGAUCAUCGAGUCCUUUGAAGCCCGCCCGGCAGGUCUCGUCGACAUCCUCUUGGCCAAGCCGGCGUUGUUCGCAGCGCACGUGCUCGCGCCGGCGCUGGCGAUGCUCAAUUUUGUGCCGACCAACAUAGACCAAGCGGUUCGUAUGAUGGAACUCGACCUGCAUGGGACGCUACGUCACGUGUCGAGCCACACGGCGGCGUCCUUUCUGCGUGCGCUGGACAUCGCUGGACGUCUCGAUACAACCGCGUCCUAUCUCUGGGCCGAUCUCGGUGUUGUCGCCAUCCCGGUCUUUGCGAUACUUCUUGCUCAAGGAGGUCCCAUCAAGAACGCGGACGCAAUGGCUGCCAUGCUGCGCACCACUGCCGGGUGUUGCAUCGUCCAGAUCCCGCACCUCGACCAAGUGCUCGGCGAGAUGGCAGCCAUGUGGCCUAACGUCCACGACCUAUUCCCUCGUUUCGCGCAUGCGGCGUACGAUGUUGCACUACUGCAGCAGCACCUUCUUGAAGAGGCCACGAUAGUUUUUGACUCGAGCGGCGUAGUGGAUGGCCACAUUUUUGCUAGCUGUGUGCAUAGCUUCUUGACGACAAGCCCCGUGGCCUUCCCGCACCUCUCCUGCAUCACUCAGCUGGCUCGCGCACUUACCGACCAUGGUGUUUUCCAUGCGGGCCGUGCGAUCGCAGGCGCUGCGCUCACGACGGUCCACGCCGAGAUGGCCAACUGGACGUGCUUUCUCGAGUGCUCGUGCGCCCCCUGCACCGGCUUGCGCGUCUUCUUGAACGACGCGCGCGAAGGAGUUUUUGACAUUGACGACAUGGACGCCCGCCACGUCCGCACGUCUCUCACGCUUUUGUCGAGCAUUCACAUUGUGCCACACCACGUGCUUCGCGUCCACAAGCUCGUUUUUUUUCCCUACACUGACCUGGCCAUCGCGACGCUCCGUCAACUCCGUGCAAGCGCCUCGGACUUGAAGGACAUGGUCGUCGGAGGCCAUUUUGCGCAAGCGGAUUUUUAGUCUUUGGAGCCGCAGAUAAUGCAAGUUGUGUUGCAUGAU